AUGGAGUCGCUAAAGCUCUACAACUCGCUCAAGCCCGGCGCCCCAGUGCCAUUUGUCCCUAUUGAGAAGGGCAAGGUCUCUUGGUAUGCCUGCGGUCCUACCGUAUACGACAAGAGUCACUUGGGUCAUGCUCGCAACUAUGUCUCGACAGACAUUAUCCGUCGUAUCCUGAUGCACUACUUUGGCUUCGAGGUCAAGUUUGUCAUGAACAUUACCGAUAUUGACGACAAGAUCAUCAUCAAGGCCCGACGACAGCGGUUGCUCGAACUUGAGAAGAACAAGAACUACUCCGAGGACGAACUCCGAGACCUCGCUUUGGCUGCUUUUCAAGCUUACGCAAAGAGCAGCUUGCCUCUGUUGCUCAAGGAUGGAGAAGAUAUUGAUGCGACCAACUAUGCCCAGCGAAGGGAAACAGGAUACGGCCAUGUGCUUGCAGGUGGUACGAUUUCUGGCGAGGGCAAGCCUGGAGACGAUGAGGCCAAGGUCAAGAUGCACCUUAGCAACAUGACUUCUGCCGCUGAAGCCAUUGCUUCGGGCGAGAUAUUCCCUGGUACCGAUGAGAUUCUGCUGCCUUACCUUGAUUCACUUUACAAAGAGACGAUCGACACCGGGGAUCAGACCAUGUUCACGGAUCUGACUCAGAGCAUGGAGAAGCUGUUUAUGGACGAUAUGGAUGCGCUAAACGUCCUCCGACCUAAUGUCAUCACUCGUGUCACCGAGUACGUUGAUCAGAUUGCCGACUUUGUCAAGGCAAUUGUCGAUAAGGGAUUCGCCUACGAGGCUGAUGGAUCAGUCUACUUUGACAUCACUGCUUUCGAGAAAGCCGGAAACACUUAUGCCCGACUACGCCCUGACAACCGAAACGACAAGUCUCUCCAAGAAGAGGGCGAGGGAUCACUUUCCAAGGGUCUCAGCGGAAAGAAGAACCCUGGUGAUUUCGCUUUGUGGAAGAAGUCCAAGGCUGGUGAGCCCUUCUGGGACAGCCCUUGGGGAAAAGGUCGUCCCGGAUGGCACAUCGAGUGCUCUGUGAUGGCAGGAGCUGUUCUAGGAUCUAAUAUGGAUAUCCAUUCCGGUGGUAUUGAUCUUGCAUUCCCACAUCACGACAACGAGUUGGCGCAGAGCGAGGCUUACUUCUGCGAGCACGGCAAGGGUGAGCACACAUGGGUCAACUAUUUCCUCCACAUGGGCCACUUGUCUAUCUCUGGUUCCAAGAUGUCCAAAUCCCUCAAGAACUUCCAAACCAUCCAGGAUGCGCUUGCUACAACCUACUCAUCGCGAGGCAUGCGAAUUGUUUUCCUGAUGGGCCGAUGGAACGAUGGUGUUGAAAUCUCACCCGACAUGAGAUUGCAGGCUGACAACUGGGAGUCAACCAUCAGCAACUUCUUUAUCAAUGUCAAGGCAUUGCUUGCCGAGGCUGGUAUCACACAGGGAGUCAAAUCUCUGUCUCUGAGUGCUGAUGGCAAAUCAAGCGAGGGACUUUUGGGUGAGCUGGAGCAGGCCAAGCAGGAGUUCGAGGGUGCCAUGACCAACUCAUUCGACACACCAAAGGCCAUGUCGGUUAUUCUCAAGCUGGUCAACACUGCCAAUGUUCACUUGAGAGAUAACAAGGACGCCGACCUUGUCGCUCUCGAGUCUAUUGCUCGAUGGAUCACCAAGAUUGUUGGUAUCUUUGGUCUUGACUCAAAUGCAUCGCCCCCAUAUGAGGGUCUUGGCUGGGCGACAACCAUCGCUUCUGAUGUCGAGCCUAAGACAGCUGUGCAGCCUUAUGCCGAUGCCUUUGCCAAGGUCAAGUCAGACGUUUCUAGUCUGUCCCUUGAAAGCGGAGAGAUCUCUUCAUUGCUCGAGCAAAACCCCACAUCUGAGUUUGAGUCAAUCGCAGCUGGUGGCUCGCGCGACCCCGAGCAAUUGGCCAUGCCAUACCUUCGUGCCGUCUCCAAGCUUCGAGAUGAACUUCGAAGCAUUGUUGGCAACCAAAAUCCUGACACGAAAAAGGCUAUUCUAGCCUUGACCGACCGCAUUCGUGACGAUGACCUUACCAACUUGGGAGUGUACCUUGAUGACAGACCUGAUGGCCAAGCCUCUCUGAUCAAGUUCAUCCCAGCCGCUGAACUGAUUGCUGCCCGUGAAGAAAAGGUCGCCCAGGCUGCCGAGAAAGCGCGAAAGAAGGAAGAGGCCCGUCUUGCACGUGAGAAGGCAGACCAAGAGGCCCGCGAAAAGGCCAAGGUCAGACCUGAGGACAUGUUCAAGGGCGAUGAGAGAUAUAGCGCCUGGGAUGAGCAGGGCAUGCCUACUAAGAUGAAGGACGGAACCGAUGUGCCCAAGAGUCAGCUCAAGGGCUUAAAGAAGCAGUGGGACCGACAGAAGAAGGCCCAUGAUGAUCUCAAGGCCAAGGGAUUGUUGUAG
Fusarium pseudograminearum CS3096 is the source of this 2403-nucleotide messenger RNA. RefSeq lists its product as uncharacterized. Lineage: Eukaryota; Fungi; Ascomycota; Sordariomycetes; Hypocreales; Nectriaceae. The record is from RefSeq and is a predicted model, not a curated record. Gene Ontology annotation, molecular function: ATP binding; cysteine-tRNA ligase activity. Bases 1 to 2403 code for a protein of 800 amino acids. The transcript has 4 exons. Gene Ontology annotation, biological process: cysteinyl-tRNA aminoacylation. Gene Ontology annotation, cellular component: cytoplasm.